Gigantopelta aegis is the source of this 2228-nucleotide messenger RNA. Its product is annotated as NADH dehydrogenase [ubiquinone] iron-sulfur protein 8, mitochondrial-like. Gene Ontology annotation, cellular component: membrane. Gene Ontology annotation, molecular function: NADH dehydrogenase activity; 4 iron, 4 sulfur cluster binding. The record is from RefSeq and is a predicted model, not a curated record. NCBI's taxonomy places the organism in Eukaryota, Metazoa, Mollusca, Gastropoda, Neomphalida, Peltospiridae. Bases 14 to 643 code for a protein of 209 amino acids. Gene Ontology annotation, biological process: mitochondrial electron transport, NADH to ubiquinone; mitochondrial respiratory chain complex I assembly. The transcript is spliced from 6 exons.
CAACAAAAUAGAUAUGGCGACGGUCAAAUUGUUUUCAGCUGGAAGAAAUGCACAACUUCUUCUCCGAAGCAGCAUCAUCCGGCCCGUGUGUGUUUCACAGCAAAGAGGUUGUCACUGGAAGGAUGUCAGUGUGCCUGAUCCAGAGAUGGACUGGAAGUCUAUGACGGACAGAGCCGCAGUGACAACGUUUUGGAAUGAACUCUUCAAAGGAUUUGGUAUUACUUUGGGAAUGUUGUUCAAGGAACCGGCCACCAUCAACUACCCAUUUGAAAAGGGUCCGCUGAGUCCCCGGUUCCGGGGGGAACAUGCUCUGAGACGCUACCCAUCGGGCGAGGAGCGCUGCAUUGCCUGCAAGUUGUGUGAAGCUAUUUGUCCAGCUCAGGCGAUUACAAUAGAGGCUGAGGAGCGGGCCGAUGGCAGCCGUCGCACGACGAGAUAUGACAUCGACAUGACUAAAUGUAUCUACUGUGGAUUCUGUCAGGAAGCGUGUCCCGUCGACGCCAUUGUGGAGGGCCCAAAUUUCGAAUACUCCACUGAAACUCACGAGGAAUUGUUGUACAACAAAGAGAAACUGCUCAGUAAUGGCGACCGGUGGGAGACGGCGAUCGCUUCCAACCUACAGGCCGAUUAUUUGUACAGAUGAACGCCUAAUAACAACAACACAUGGACCUUUUGUUUUCAGAGUGAUCGGGUGUAAUCUGUGUGCAGAAACAAUCUACAUGUCUAGUGCAGUUAGUAGAUUAAUCUACUUGCGAAACUUCCUACUUAGACAACAUUUUUAGUGUAAUUCAUGUGUUUAGGUGCCACAUUUGUUUAACCACUGUAUCUUUAAUGUGUUAAAGAUAUUUAUGAUUUAACUUUAAAAGCAUUUUAAUACAGACUUGGAACUUGGUGACAGUGUGUACUGGUAUUUAAUAAUGGUUGUAUGUCAUGUUAGUAUGAAUGACAUAUUGUAUAUAAUUAAUCAGUUAUGUACAUGCAGAAUAAUUGUAUUUUUACUUGAAGUGAUGUUCGAAUAUGCUGUUUCCAUACUUGUAAUCCGUGUAAUUUAGUGUACAUGUAGUGCCUGACAAGUCUUUGAGGAAGUUACAAGCUGUCCAGAGUGUUUUUUGGUGUAGUCUAUGUCUUACUGUAUAAUCAAUCGUAUUUGAAAACAUUCAUCCUGCCCAGCCCUUGGUCCUAGCUAAUGGCUUUUGUAAAAUGUCCUUGAAUUCAGUUAAAUUAUGUUUAACAUGUUAAACUCAGAUAUUUUAAGCAUUUGUGGCUAUUUUGUUUUUAAUACGAAUUCAAAAUGCUUGAGUCUAAUUCUAAAACGUCAAUAAUUGGAAGUUCUGUUUCUUAUAUAUAUAUGUCUGUGCAAAACCUGGCAUCAGUUAAUUUUGAUGUUUUUACAUGCAAACUAAAAGUGGAAAACCCUGGAAGUUGACUUGAUCUCAUCUAUAGGUCUUGGAUUCAGUUUGUCAGUAUGUGGCAAAACUUCGGAAUUUUGAAAACCAGUUUUGUUUUUCUCAAAGCUGAAAAUGCAGGUAUGAGGUCUCGCACAAACAUGGACAGUAUGUUACCUGAAAAUCGUAUAGCAAGAUAAAACACCUUGCUGAAGAAGGUUUCUGCCAAAGUUAUUGCAUGAUUUUAAUGAGUAAUAUUAAAACACCAAAUUACAGUUUGUGGGGUUUUUUUUGUUUUUGUGUUGGUAACAUCAAAGUUUAUGAAUAUGACAAUAUUCACAGGUGACAGCUUCGUUGUUCUUGUGUAAUGUAUAACUACAUAAUUAUGUGUGUUCUUGAGUGUUUUGUUAUUUUUACAAGAUCCAUAAUAUUUUGCGCUGAAUUGCAUUAGCCAAUAGCAUGAACUGUUGGUCUUCCAUGGAUUAUCUUAUGAGCAUACUAUACUGCACACGAACACACACACAUUUGUUUUCAAAUUUUUAAUAUGCCAUAAAAUAGCUUUUAAAAUCAUAAACAUUGCUGGCUAGGUGCCAGAAGUUCUUAGCUUUACUAGGAGCCCUCUUUUGAAUAGAUGCAAGUUAGUCAAUGGUAUUUUCUUAAACAUUUUAAAUUUAAAACAUAUUCAUGGUUUUCCAUUCGCAUUAAAUGUGCGGUAGAUUUUAAUACAAUAAAUUAAUGUAAACUUAAUUAUAGGACUAGUAGAUGGUUUUCGUUGUUAUAGCACUGACAUUGCUGUGUGUUACUGUAAUGUAAUAUAUGUUUCAAAUAAACACAUUAAAUAUU